Molecule: messenger RNA, 3795 nt
Organism: Clarias gariepinus (North African catfish)
Lineage: Eukaryota; Metazoa; Chordata; Actinopteri; Siluriformes; Clariidae
Gene: nsfa
Product: N-ethylmaleimide-sensitive factor a
Exons: 21
Coding region: 74-2302 (742 amino acids)
Biological process (GO): intra-Golgi vesicle-mediated transport; SNARE complex disassembly; Golgi to plasma membrane protein transport
Cellular component (GO): Golgi stack
Molecular function (GO): ATP hydrolysis activity; ATP binding
Source: RefSeq, a predicted model, not a curated record
CGGAGCUGUGCCUGAAAAGAGGUGGAAGUGAAAUAGCGCAGUGGAAGCAGCAGGAGAGUCAAUCAGCGGAAAGAUGGCGACCCGGACAAUGCAAGCGGCGCGAUGCCCUACUGAUGAGCUGUCUUUAACAAACUGCGCAGUGGUGAGUGAGAAGGACCUGCAGUCUGGACAGCAUGUAAGUGUUAAAACCACUCCAAACCACAAGUUUGUGUUCACGGUGAAGUCUCAUAACACAGUAACACCUGGGACUAUAGCAUUCAGCUUACCUCAGAGGAAAUGGGCUGGACUCUCUAUCGGACAGGAAGUGGAAGUUCAAAACUAUAAUUUUGACAAAUCAAAGCAGUGUAUCGGCGCGAUGAUGAUCGAGAUCGACUUUUUGCAAAAGAAAAACACUGACUCAUCUCCAUAUGAUUCAGACAAAAUGGCGAGUGAAUUCAUUCAGCAGUUCAAUAACCAGGCCUUCACUGUGGGACAGCAGUUGGUAUUUAGUUUCUGCGAUAAACUGUUCGGCCUGGUGGUGAAGGACAUCGAGGCAAUGGAUGCGAGCAUACUAAAGGGAGAGACAGCGAGCGGAAAAAAACAAAAGAUUGAGAUUGGGCUGUUGGUGGGAAACAGUCAGGUUAUCUUUGAGAAAGCAGAGAAUUCUUCAAUUACACUUGUUGGAAAAGCCAAAACCAAAGAGGCACGUCAGACGAUUAUUAAUCCAGACUGGAACUUUGAGCGCAUGGGCAUCGGCGGCCUGGAUAAAGAGUUCUCAGACAUCUUUAGGAGAGCAUUCGCCUCACGCGUCUUUCCUCCUGACAUAGUGGAACAAAUGGGAUGUAAGCACGUAAAAGGCAUUCUCCUCUUUGGUCCUCCUGGUUGCGGUAAAACCCUGAUGGCAAGGCAGAUUGGGAAGAUGCUAAACGCACGUGAGCCGAAAAUCGUAAAUGGACCAGAGAUUCUCAACAAGUACGUCGGAGAGUCUGAGGCCAACAUCAGGAAACUGUUUGCUGACGCUGAGGAGGAGCAGAAAAGGUUGGGUGCUAACAGCGGGCUGCACAUUAUAAUUUUUGAUGAGUUGGAUGCCAUCUGUAAGCAGCGUGGUACAGCAGCAAGCAGCACCGGCGUCCAUGACACCGUGGUCAAUCAGUUGCUGUCCAAAAUCGAUGGUGUGGAGCAACUUAACAAUAUCCUCGUUAUUGGAAUGACUAACAGACCUGAUCUAAUAGACGAUGCUCUGAUGAGACCUGGCAGGUUUGAAGUAAAAAUGGAGAUCGGUUUGCCUGAUGAGAAGGGUCGUGUCCAGAUCUUGAGCAUUCACACGGCUAAAAUGCGAGAGUUUAACCUGUUAUCGCUGGAUGUGGACCUGAAGGAGCUGGCAGUUGAAACGAAGAACUACAGCGGUGCUGAACUGGAGGGAUUAGUGAGAGCUGCACAAUCGACCGCCAUGAACCGACACAUCAAGGCCACAGCCACAGUGGAGGUAGACCUGGAGAAAGCUGAGAAGCUGCAGGUCUGCAGAGCGGAUUUUAUGGGGUCAUUAAACAACGACAUCAAACCUGCGUUUGGUACGAAUCAGGAGGAUUACGCAAGCUACAUUAUGAACGGCAUUAUUAAAUGGGGUGAUCCAGUGAGUCAUGUGCUGGAUGACGGAGAGCUGCUUGUUCAGCAAACCAAGAACAGCGACAGAACUCCGCUGGUGGCUGUGCUGCUUGAAGGUCCUCCACACAGCGGGAAAACGGCGUUAGCCGCUAAAAUCGCUGAAGAUUCGCAAUUUCCUUUCAUUAAGAUUUGCAGUCCUGAUAAAAUGAUCGGCCACUCCGAGAUUUCAAAAUGUCAAGCCAUUAAAAAGAUUUUUGAUGAUGCUUAUAAGUCCCAGCUCAGCUGUGUGGUAGUGGACGACAUCGAGCGCCUGCUGGAUUACGUUCCCAUCGGCCCAAGAUUUUCAAACCUCGUCCUCCAGGCACUGCUGGUUUUACUGAAGAAAGCACCUCCUCAAGGCCGUAAGCUGCUCAUCAUCGGCACCACUAGCCGUAAAGACGUCUUGCAGGAGAUGGAGAUGCUCAACGCUUUCAGCACCACCAUCCACGUCCCCAACAUUGGCAGCGGAGAUCACCUGGUGGAGGCGCUAGAGUUGUUGGGCAGUUUUACGGAUGCAGAAAGAGCAACUAUCGCCCAGAAGGUGAAGGGGAAGCGAGUGCGGAUUGGAAUUAAGAAGCUCCUUAUGCUCAUCGAGAUGUCACUGCAGAUGGAUCAGGAAUAUCGUGUCAGCAAAUUCCUCUCCCUGCUGCGGGAUGAGGGAGCAGAUCACAGCUUCUAAGAGUAACAAGUGGAGCUCCAUCCCGCAUCAUUCUGUACCCCUCAUCGUAACCCCCCGCACAUAUACACACACACAUACACCACAGUGUGUGUAGUGUCUUGUACUUUGUGAGCUACUGUUCUAGCUAUUUAAUGAAUAAAAGAUUUAAAAAUGUACAAACUUAUCACUAAAAUACAUAUUAUUCUGUUUUGUGCGUGCGAACGCAUCAUAUAUAGCUUUUACAUCAUGCAGGUGUGUGAGUAAAAUUUUAAGUGCAUAGUACUGACAAUGUACUGUUAUAUUUAUGACUUUGAGUGGUGUGUAAGUUGUGGUGUACAGUUACACUAUGAUGUGUGUAUGGAGGUAUGUGUGUGUGUGUGUUAGAGCUUUAAACAUAUCUAAAAUAUCAAACUGAUACAUUCUGUCUGACCUGACCUGACCUGGGCCACCACACCAGAGACUAAGUCAGUUUUAAAAUCAAAUGCUAGUUCUAAGGAACACCCCUUAAUUAGCAUUGCUAAUUAGCAGAAUUUUUCUGAAUCUUUAACCACUUAUUUCUUUGUUUACUCACACAAAGUGUUUAAUAUACAUCUGCUUUAAACUAUUAUCACAGGUUUACACAAUCAUAGAUGUCUGCUUGCACUUUUAUGAUCUGUUUACAGAAAGAAUCUUGUGCUUUAGCUAGCCAGUUUAGGAAUCAAUAGGUUAGCUAGCAAGCUGAUUGUGCUCAGCAAAAUUUAGCUGGCGGUGUUAGUGCACUAGAUUUGGCUGUUUUAUGUGACAAAGAUAACUCUAAGGUGUCCAAACCAUCAUAUAAAUGAUUAACUGUGUAAACAAUAUUCAUGUGCAGCACUAGAGAACAUUUCUAGUUAGGCUAGACUGCUAACUCUGAGUAGCUCUUUUAAACAGCUUUGUUAACCCUCAUCUGCUCGUGCAAUACAAAUAACAGUACCACAGUUUACAUUUACAAUUUACAAAUGCAUGAUUUAAACUUCAAUAUGCUCUAUAAACUUUAUUAUGGAGCAAUCUAUGGACAGUAAGGGGUAAAAAUGCAGGUCAGCAUCUGUUUAAUCUGUGUUUGUGUGUGUGCGUGUGCAUGUGUUCAGGUGGUUGAAUGGAAAAUGUAAUAUGAACCUUUCUAGUAUUUGACAAACAAACUGUUUAAACAGCCAGCUCAAACUCGUGUGUGUGUGUGUGUGUGUGUGUGGGUGGGUGGGUGUGGAAGCCAGAAUUUAUCACCCCAGCAUUUAACAAGUGUAUAAAAUAACCAAUCUUGUCCUGCUCUAUGUCUCUCAGUCAUUAAUUCCUAUUUGUGUGUGUGUGUGCGCGUGUGUGAAUGAGAUAUUAUGUUGUUUGGUGUGCAUUAAUAUUGGUUAUUGGUAACUGUCAAUGAUGGGUAAUUUAUUUGACUUGUGUAAUGAUCUGUGAUUAGUGCUUGAUGUUCACAGAUUUAAUGUCAUGAAUAUUAAAGAUGUUGUGAAUAUUAUUGAUGUAUUCCAAUAAACACGCACAGA